GGUCUCCGGCAGGGGUGGACGUCCCGCCAGCCGCUGAAGGCCAGGACGCCAGGCCCGGCAGACUGCUGAGGGACGUGACAUGGUCCGGUGUGACGGUGAGGACAGACAGGAUGCCGUCCGGCCUUCCCGGACAUCCUCGGCUGGCACCGCGGGGACGCUGCGACGCAGGCGGGUCUCUGUUCCUUCGCUUUCCCACAGGAGUCUUCACACUGCUGCUCUCUGGACCCCAGAACCCUCCACGUGAAAGAAAUGGUGCUACCCAGCUCACGCCUGGGCCUUCCGAUCCGGGACUUCUGCAAGUCUGUCUAGCUCUGAACCGAGAUAUGCUGCACUUUGGAACCACUACACACCCGACUCAGGAAUCGGCUCCGAAGGUUAAGCUGAAGGAACCGGAUCCCGCCGACACAACACCGCAGACACCAUCGGAAGAGCAGCGCCCGCACCACCCCCACCUCGGCGACUCCAUCUUCGUGGCCACCCCCUGCCGCGCGUGGGGACCACCGCCCACCAAGCCAUCCUGGGGCGGGACGGCCCCAUCACCACCUCCCUCCUCUGUCUUUCUUCCUCCUUUCCUCCGUCUUCUCCUUUCUGUCUUUCCUGUCUUUCCUUUGCUUGAGAGAUUCGAAGCACCUGCGGCUCCGUCCCCCGUCCCUCCUGAGUUCAAUUUGCACUAAGUCACUUGCACUGGUUUGGAGCCGGAGGCAGCCUGAGUCUCUCCGUGCGAGUGUGUGUGCGUGUGCGUGUGUGCGCGGCCUCCUUGGCCAGCGCCGCGCCGGCGCCUGCCUGCCUGUCCACCUCUGUCUGGGGGCGCCCAGGCGCGGCCGUGUGCCUGAGGCCUCGCCCUCCCUCGCCUGGUCUGGAAGCUCCCCAACAACGGAGCACUCGAAGCUUCCACACCCCCACCUUGCCCGUGCCCCUCCCCGCCGGGGCCUCAGCAGAAGCCCCGGCCUCAUCAAUAAACACA
This is a messenger RNA of Propithecus coquereli (Coquerel's sifaka), 964 nucleotides long. Its product is annotated as formin-like protein 5. The transcript has 4 exons. The coding region runs from base 111 to 674 and encodes 187 amino acids. Lineage: Eukaryota; Metazoa; Chordata; Mammalia; Primates; Indriidae. The record is from RefSeq and is a predicted model, not a curated record.